CGCCGCUUGCUCGAAAUGCGGCGCCUCUGCCACUGCCGCUGCAUCUUCCUUCUCUAUCGUUCGCCUCCGGUCUCAUCUUACCUGACGUCCGGACCUGACCUUAUCCGCCGCCCCGACGCGACGACUGGCAGCCGCACACUCCGCGAGUGGGUCUCCUACUCUCCUUUCCCCUCCUCUCCGCCACCCCCCGCGCCUCCCUGCCGGAAUCGACAGGCGAAUCAGGCGGCGAAGAUGGUGGCCGGCUUCACCGUUACCCCUUCCUCGUCCAUAUGCCGUGUUUGUAUCCCGACGGCGUGCCGUUUGGAGGCGCGGGGUAAAGUUCCCGCGCCGAGGUUUCUCCAUAAUCGGAAGCAAGCAAAAAGACGGUCUGCGACAGCCUGGCCCUUGAAAGCUGGUCUAUGGGACUCUCUCAAAUCCGGAUUUUUGAAAACUAAUAACAAUACAGAGACAGUAGAGCCACCAUCUACACCACUUGAAGAGGAAGAACCUGUACCUGAGGAACUAGUGCUCCUAGAAAGGACACUCCCUGAUGGUAGCGCAGAACAGAUCAUAUUUUCUUCAGCUGGCGAUAUUGAUGUAUAUGAUCUCCAAGCCUUAUGUGAUAAGGUUGGAUGGCCACGCAGACCUCUAACAAAAAUUGCAGCAUCCUUAAGAAACAGCUACUUGGUCGCAACACUACAUUCAAUAAUUAGGUCUCCAGGACCAGAGGGAGAAGAGAGGAAGCAACUAAUUGGUAUGGCGCGAGCAACUUCAGACCAUGCCUUCAAUGCUACAAUUUGGGACGUCCUUGUUGAUCCUUCCUAUCAGGGUCAAGGUCUUGGUAAAACACUCAUGGAGAAAGUAAUCCGUACUUUGCUCCAGAGAGACAUCAGCAACAUUACAUUAUUUGCAGACAGCAAAGUUGUAGAUUUCUACAAGAACAUGGGAUUUGAAGUGGACCCUCAAGGCAUCAAGGGCAUGUUCUGGUAUCCCAGAGUUUAGCUUCAGCGGCCUGGCACCCCUCUUAUUCCUACAAGAACAUCGUCCAACAACUCUUACCGCGGGGAUGGAGAAAAAGGUUCCUAGUGGCACAAUUUUCUCCGGUGCAGAAGAAAUGGGCAGGAGCUCAGCUCUGCAACGAUAAAAAGAAGAUAAUGGUGCGGUUCACAAGAUCUGGUGGUUCACAAGAUCUGGUGUUACCAGCUCUCUGAGUCUCCCGUGUCUAGGCAAUGUAUUAUUCACGUUUAGUUGUUUAGAUGCCUCUGGCAGAGAGAGCUCGCCAGUUCUUGCACGACACAUCGUACUAUGGAACUCUGGAUGUAACGAAGAAACUGUUUUCUAGUCAACCUACCCAAGUACCCAUCCAGCUUGCGUGGACAUUUACCUGAACCAUUUGGAAGCUUUGCUUAUUCAAUCAUUGGCAUCGACACUGAAAACUA
This is a messenger RNA of Brachypodium distachyon (stiff brome), 1418 nucleotides long. Its product is annotated as serotonin N-acetyltransferase 1, chloroplastic. Gene Ontology annotation, molecular function: N-acetyltransferase activity. Gene Ontology annotation, cellular component: cytoplasm. Bases 16 to 981 code for a protein of 321 amino acids. The record is from RefSeq and is a predicted model, not a curated record. The transcript has 8 exons. Lineage: Eukaryota; Viridiplantae; Streptophyta; Magnoliopsida; Poales; Poaceae.